UGCUUUCAUCACAAAUACUCAAUCAGUAUAGUGUUAUCGUCCAACAACAACAACAACCAUGGCCACCCUUUCGCUCAAAAAGGCAUGUGCCAUAUACGGUGUCACGGAAGAAGAGAUCUACUAUGCUGGGAUUACCAUUCAGUGGCGUCGCGCUUUUGGCAAUAGUCACGGGGUGGUGGUCGAAAAGGAGAUUCAAAAACUAAAAGUGCAGCUUCGAAAAGAAGAACAACAAGCCCAAAAGGACAAACUACUAGAGGAACUGGGAGAAGAAGGGUAUCAAGACUAUUUGAAACAGCAACAAGAGCAAAAGACACGAGACAAGCAAAGGAAACAGAUUCAGUCCAUUCUACAAAUCAUUCUCACCAUUAAUGCCCCGGAUUCGUCCCUCCAUCACCUACAGGAUGGUGUCAACGUUUCCAAAAGUGUCGCCAAGAAAAUCUGGAGAGCCACCGACAAUGAUUUGGAACAGUUGCAAGGCACCAAACAAGGACGAACCGUCGUGUACAGUCUCCAACAAGUCAUCGAAACUGGUCUGGCCAAUGGCAAAGACUACCGACACAAGAUCAUUUUGGAACGCCUCCAAAAGAAUCAAUACAGUGGGAAUAAUGAAGAUGCCAAAAACCAAUAUGCCGCCUAUUAUCGUCACCAGCUAAAUGCAUUCCCAGCACAACUGGUCCAAGAAGUGGCACAGCAGUUGCUGGCACCGACCCAACUGCAAGCCAAGCAGUUGGAAGUGGACUUGGCGGGAAAAAGAGGUAGUGUCCAGGCCCUGGAAGUGCUUUCUUCUUCGGGAACGGAGAAAGAUGAUACCGGUACUGAGACUGAGCAAGGAGCUUUCAAAAAGAGAAAGACCACAGAGAAGGCCCCCGAGAAGAACAAAGCUGAGUAGAGGUUUGCAGAGGUGACUUUUGGAUGUGUUUGUGUCUGUUGAUGACCUACGGGUACUUACCGUACUUCAGAACCUGGUGACCAUCAAAACUCUUUCUGAAAAUGAAUGAUCAAAAUGCUUAUAUUAAUAGUUAUCGUAUUGAUGGUAUAGCAAGUCCUUUGUAGCUGU
Messenger RNA from Seminavis robusta, 1057 nucleotides. The record is from the annotation of a GenBank genome assembly. Lineage: Eukaryota; Bacillariophyta; Bacillariophyceae; Naviculales; Naviculaceae.